UCGUUUCCGCCUACCGUUUGUCAUGGUGCGUUCACGGCGCCUCCUGCAGGAAAACGAUGAAGCGUUCGUCAAUCAUGGCUGCUGAAGGCAGGAUGAGGACGUGGAGCUGUCCGAGCAGAGGAGCUCCCUUUCAGUGGCUGCUCACCUUUUUUAUACUCAGUGACAUAAGCGCGGUUGUUGCUGCUCCGGAGACGGGUCUCUUCGAAAGUACGGUUGUAAAUUCUUCAAGACCACUACUGUUAAAGAAAUCCAUGUAUAAAGACACUGACAUUCAGUUCAAAGUUGUGUCUUUCAACUGUCCUGAGGAGGUGAACUUUACAGUUCACUGGUAUUUAAAGUAUUCCCCCUGUCACAAUGACUUCAACAAUAUUGAAGAAAUGUAUGAGGUAACGCCUCUGAGUCGUGGGACAAGCAUGGAUCCAAAUCCUCUUGGACAAGGAGAGUACAUCGAACACAAACACUGCCCCUUCAAAUGUAGCAAUAAACUACGCUCGCUUCAAAUGCUCAAAAAAGCGAAGGCAGACCCUCCAGUUAGUCUACCAGUCCAGAGUGAAGAGCACGUUGAUGAAAAGAGGAUCACUGAAGAGUGCGACAACAAUAGCACAAAGAACAGCAACCUAGAGAUCAAGGACAACGUCAUAGCCACCACAUGGAGGGAUGGUCCUUACCUUCUGGUUGUUAAGAUUGAGUCCAGUAAACCACUGGUUGCUAACUGGAGUUUAACAGUUAAUGUGGUGAUGAAGGGCAACCAUGGCUACAUUUCCAUCACAGAAUGGCCUCUAAUGAUUUUCUACAUGGUGAUGUGUAUAGUGUACAUCCUGUACGCCCUGCUGUGGUUUCUCUGGGCAGCGUGCUAUUGGAAGGAUCUGUUGAGGAUCCAGUUCUGGAUAGGAGGAGUCAUAUUUCUGGGGAUGGUGGAGAUGGCUGUCUUCUGUGCUGAAUAUGAAAACACAAAUGCAGUUGGAUCUGCCUCGCAAGGAUUGUUGGUCUUUGCUGAGCUGGUCUCUGCCCUCAAAAGGACUUUGGCUAGACUGCUCGUCAUCAUUGUCAGCCUGGGUUAUGGUAUUGUGAAGCCUCGUCUGGGAACAGUGAUGCACAGAGUUGUGGGUCUUGGAAUCCUGUACUUUGCUUUCGCUAGCAUUGAAGGUGUUCUGAGGAUCACAGGGGUGAAAGGCUCUGACUUGGCCCUGCUGGCCGACAUUCCCCUGGCUCUGCUUGACUCCUCUUUGUGCUGGUGGAUCUUUGUCAGUCUGGCACAAACCAUAAAGACUCUAAAGCUGAGGAGGAACCCCGUCAAGUUAUCGCUCUACAGGCACUUUACAAACACACUAAUAUUUGCAGUUAUUGCUUCCAUUAUUUUCAUGGGUUGGACAGCCAAGAACUUUCGACUAGCAAACUGCCAGUCUGACUGGAUUGAGCUGUGGGUGGAAGACGCUUUCUGGAGGUUCUUGUUCACCGUCAUUCUGCUUGUCAUAAUGUUUCUGUGGAGACCAUCUGCAAACAACCAAAGGUAUGCUUUUACACCUCUCAUGGACGACUCUGACGAUGAGGAGAUUGAGGAGUUCAUCGCCUCUGAGAACCUUGGGGACGGGAUAAAGUUGAGGGCAACUAAAGGUGACACGAAUGGCACAGCAAAGCCUGUAGAAACAAACCCUGAUGAAGACCUGAAGUGGGUAGAGGAUAAUAUUCCCAGCUCUCUUGCAGAUGUAGCUUUACCAGUUCUUCUCGACUCAGAUGAGGAAAUCAUGACGACCAAGUAUGAGAUGUCAAAGUUGGAGUGAGGCAAAACAUUCCCAGCACUGAGCAGGCGCGGAGGGAAAACACAGCAGCUCCCCCUGACUCUGAAGCAGGGCUUCCUCCAGGACUUCGAGGGGUGGAGUGCCAUUUUAUUUUUCAGGGUAUCCUUCCUAAUGGCUGCUACUCCGUAGAAUGGCGCAGGCUAUAAUUUACUCGACUUUUAAGUACAAAGGACUCUGCCAGAGGAGGCAAGACUUCACCCAGCAAGCGGGUUAUUAUUUCCCUGAUAUGAUCAGUUUUCUUCCAAAGAGAGUGUUUAAUAUUCUAAUAAGUGCUGUAUUUAUUUCUGUUAUGUUUAUGAAGGUUGAGUUCAUCAAAUAUGAGAGUGAUGGACUUGUGGAAGCCACCUUUCAGAUAUACUUUAAGUGUCUUUUUUAGGGUGUUUAGAUGUUGUUGGUUGCUCGAUUAAAAUUAGAUUUUUUAAAUUUAUGAUGGGGGAAAAAUGUCAGCAACCAAAAUACACUUAGUUUAGAACUCAUUUGUUUCAAAGAGAAUAAUUCUAAAAUAAAGAUCAGAGAUCAGUCAUGUACCAGGUUUCAUUUAAUUUCUUUUGAGUGUCUUUGUAUUUGGCAACACUAAAAUCAUUAGUAAGUAUGAAGUAAGUAAUUUUUAAAAAAACUUUUGUUAAGUGUAUUACGUUUUGUGUUGGAAUUUAGUCUAUGCUAUGUAUUUUGUUUUCUGGUUUUAGCAUUACAAUCUGAAGGAAGCAAGGACAUUUAGAAAUUUGUAAUACUAGCAACUUUUAGUGGAUUAUUUGCUCUAAUGCACUUUGGAGAUCAAAGCUGUGCCUGCAUGCACUUCCUGUAUGAACCCAAAUAUGCAUUACAGGUAACUGAGAUACAUAUAUGUGAAAGUGCCCAACACGCUCUGGGUUGAGGUGCAUGGACGUAUGUGAGAAGGCUGAAGGACAAACCGGUGACGUGAGUGUUUGUGGGUUUGUUGUACAGUAUGUGUGGGCAGAUUUUGUCUUCUGAAAAAAGGAGCAAUAUACAAUAUGUUAAUAGAGAGUUUAAUAAUUUCAUUCUUUGUGUUUUAAGUGUACUUAUACUCGUGUGUUUACAAUGUGUGCUCUAAUUUUUUAUGGUUUUUUUGUUUAUGUUUGACCAUAAACGACAUUACUACUGUAUUUAUUAGCAUCAACAUUAACACAACAAACUGCAGCUUGUUUCUUUGCAGUGUUUGCUGUAUCUGAUGAUGGCAUCAAUAUGUUGGGUUCACAGACACCUAAAUAAUUGUUCUUUUAAAAAGUCUUCAUAUGUGUCUUUUUUUAUGUUGACUGUUUUUAUUUCUUCAUGUGUUUGGUCUUGAGAAAUGUAAAAGCAGUGCAUGUAUUUAUUUCUGUCCACGCCUCCUAUAUUAUGACACACCCGAUAAUUUAAGCGGUUAGCACAAGCACAAGCUAAUCACCUGAAUCACUAUAAUAUCGCUUUUUCUUUUCUUUAUAGGAGCAUAUGGAAUAAUUGUGCUUUUAAUGGCAACCUGUCUGUGUUAUAUAAAACUGCAGACACCUGCAGUGGACCUUGAAUAUUUGUGCAGAUGGGUUUUGGCUUUGGCUUUUUUCAUAGGAAGACUGGCUGGAUAAUGUGACUCGACUUAUUAUUUUUAUGGGUGUCAUGAAGAAUUGCCUCAGACUGUUAAUACCAGCAGUUUUCUUCUCCCUGUGCUGACUGACACUGAUUAAAGAUGAAUUGAAUACA
Molecule: messenger RNA, 3494 nt
Organism: Betta splendens (Siamese fighting fish)
Lineage: Eukaryota; Metazoa; Chordata; Actinopteri; Anabantiformes; Osphronemidae
Gene: tmem87b
Product: transmembrane protein 87B
Exons: 19
Coding region: 57-1781 (574 amino acids)
Biological process (GO): retrograde transport, endosome to Golgi
Cellular component (GO): membrane; Golgi apparatus
Source: RefSeq, a predicted model, not a curated record